AUGAAGUUCACUCUCGCCGCCACUUUCGUCUCGACCAUCUUCCUCGUCGUUACUGCUCUUCCUCAGCCCGAUGCACCCCGCCUCCAGCGUCGCACUUGCAAUUUCCCUACCGUUCCUCUCCUCCGUGCCUUCAAACCUUCGGUUACGGACCACUACUACACGACCAAUGCCACUCUGAUGAAGAACGCGGUGGCCAACCUAGGCUUCGAUCGCGAAGGAACUGCCGCGAUCGUUCAUCCCGACCAGACCCCGAUCACGAUCCCGCUCUACCAGCUUUACAGCCCUUCUUGGACGGACCACUUCUACACUACCUCGGCCAGCGAACGCGACAACGCCGCCCAGAACCUCACAUACUUCGAGGAGGGCAUCGCCGCUUACGUGUACGAGACGCAGUUGUGCGGUACCGUGCCGCUGUAUAGGAUGUACAACCCGUCGUCUACGGAUCACUUUUACACGACCAACGCGACGGAGAAGGACAACGCUGUCAAUAAGCUGGGGUACCAUUACGAGGGGAUCGCUGCCUAUGUCAACCCUCAGCCCUGA
Dichomitus squalens LYAD-421 SS1 is the source of this 543-nucleotide messenger RNA. RefSeq lists its product as uncharacterized. Lineage: Eukaryota; Fungi; Basidiomycota; Agaricomycetes; Polyporales; Polyporaceae. Bases 1 to 543 code for a protein of 180 amino acids. The transcript has 2 exons. The record is from RefSeq and is a predicted model, not a curated record.